AUGCCUUUUCUCCAAGCUCAGCUGGCAAGGGUUCGUGGACCCUUCGGGAAGAAACUUCCCAUUUCGUCUGUCACAAGAGACCACCUAGAACGAUUGGGUGUGACACAGGGGUCGCUAGAUUUUUAUGAGGGAGCCAUCGUGAGGCUCGCAUCCACUGGGCCGCCAGACCAACUAGAGGCGCUCGCCGGACGACUGGCACAGAUCCUUAAUAACAUCAGUAUGGAUAAUGAGAGAGGUGCACGGGUGCUCAUGGAUGAGAUGUUGAGGUCUGCAGUGCAUACUGCUGCUCAACCUUUCCUUGCUACUGUCAUCGUCCCUGAUAUGAAACUUGCAAUAGAUACAGGCGAAGGAAUCACCAUCCACCACCCUGAGACGGGUUACCAACUAUCCAUCACUGGCCAUAUUGAUUAUACCCUCGUCGGAUGUCUACCAGAGAAUAGAGCAGCUGACAAUCUGGCUCAUUACCUCCCUGAGGCAGUCGCCCAAGCACUCACCUUAAUCACGUACAGCGGCACAGACAAGGUGUACUUCUGUCUCACCACAGGAUUGACCUGGAUCUUUGUCAUUCUCGUGAAGAACGGCACCGGUAAUUUCGUAUAUUACCAUUCUCAACCUCGCGUCAUCGACUGGCGCUUGUUAUCAUCGAGGUCGUACGGCCCAAACACGCUGCGCUCCCUUGACCAGGUCAUGAAGCUCAUACAGGAGUGGCUUACGCCAAGUAACGGGUCAUUUGACCUACUUUUUCAACUUGCGCCAUCAGUAGACGAAUAA
This is a messenger RNA of Suillus paluster, 771 nucleotides long. RefSeq lists its product as uncharacterized. Bases 1 to 771 code for a protein of 256 amino acids. The record is from RefSeq and is a predicted model, not a curated record. The transcript is spliced from 5 exons. Lineage: Eukaryota; Fungi; Basidiomycota; Agaricomycetes; Boletales; Suillaceae.